Cynara cardunculus var. scolymus (artichoke) is the source of this 1222-nucleotide messenger RNA. Its product is annotated as bifunctional epoxide hydrolase 2-like. The transcript is spliced from 4 exons. Gene Ontology annotation, molecular function: hydrolase activity. Bases 53 to 1006 code for a protein of 317 amino acids. NCBI's taxonomy places the organism in Eukaryota, Viridiplantae, Streptophyta, Magnoliopsida, Asterales, Asteraceae. The record is from RefSeq and is a predicted model, not a curated record.
AUCACCUUUGCUAUAAAAGUCUUUCAUUUUCCAAUCUCAUCAUCGAAGAAAAAUGGAUCAAAUUAAGCACAAUUACAUCCAAGGCGAUGGGUUAAAGCUCCACGUAGCCGAACUUGGGUCGGAAUCAUCACCUGUGGUGCUUUUCCUUCACGGAUUUCCCGAGAUAUGGUACACAUGGCGCUAUCAGAUGAUUGCCGUUGCAAAUGCUGGUUUCAGAGCUAUUGCACCAGAGUACAGAGGUUACGGACUAUCUGACAUUCCUGCGGAACCCCAAAAUACAUCAUUUGAUGAUUUUGUCAAAGAUAUUGCCACCAUCCUAGCUUCUCUCUCCAUAUCUAAGGUGUUCGUGAUUGGUAAAGAUUUUGGAACACUGGUUGGAUACGUAUUUUCCUUCUUUUAUCCAGAGAAAGUUGCAGGAAUCAUAACAAUUGGUGUGCCAUAUAUACCCCCUCAUGCUAUGCAGCGACUCCAAACCCUCCCUGAGGGUUUCUACAUGAGAAGAUGGCAGGAACCUGGAAGAGCUGAAGCUGAAUUUAGCCGAUUUGAUGCUAAAACAAUAGUGAGGAAAAUCUACAUUUUGUUUUGUAGUAGUGAGGUACCUAUAGCUGGUGAAAACCAAGAGGUAUUAGAUAUGGUGGAAGCAUCGGCUCCUCUACCCUCUUGGUUCACGGAGGAGGAUCUUGAGACCUAUGGUGCUUUGUACGAGAAAUCUGGAUUUGUAACAGCACUCAAAACUCCAUACAGGUCAUUACUAGAGAAAAUUGAACAUCCAGACAAAGAUGUGGAUGAACUGAAAGUUGAAGCUCCAGCACUGUUAAUCACAAGCAAAGGAGAUUUCUCUUUCAACAUCCCGGGAAUGGAGGAAUACAUAAAGAGUGGGACCAAGGAUUACAUACCGAACCUGGAAAUCAUAUACUUACCCGAAGGUUGUCAUUUUGUUCCAGAACAAUUUCCCGACAAAGUAAACGAGCAUUUGCUCAAUUUUCUCAAUCACAACAAAUGUUAGCAGUGUCUACAAACUUCCCAGAUCGUUAAAAUAUGUCAAAUAUACCGACAAUAAAUAAUUUCAACCCUAAUUUAUUUCUCUUGGAUUUGGUUUGUUGUGCUCAAGAGAUCAUCAUGUGAAUACUUUCAAUGUUUCAACUUUCCAUUAUGGUGUAAUAAAUGUCAUCAAACUUUCAACUUCAAAUGUAAUGAAUUAUUGAACUACUACAUUUAUUAU